This is a messenger RNA of Pochonia chlamydosporia 170, 735 nucleotides long. RefSeq lists its product as hypothetical. Bases 1 to 735 code for a protein of 244 amino acids. The transcript has a single exon. Lineage: Eukaryota; Fungi; Ascomycota; Sordariomycetes; Hypocreales; Clavicipitaceae. The record is from RefSeq and is a predicted model, not a curated record.
AUGGACUCCAACAAAGCCCCAGGGGCGAAGCAAAGCUCGCAAACCGAAACCCCCGAGCAACUUCUCGACGUCUUCAAGGCUGCGGCGCUUUCUGUAACCAAAUUGUACAAGACAUCAGCUCUGGCAGAGUCUAGAGCCAGAACAGAUGGAUAUCAAGAGUGCCUGGAAGACCUUCUUACUUUCUUAGACAAGCAAAAUAUUGGCCUGUCGGAUGGGGAAGGAUGGUCGAUACGAAAGUGGGCGACAGAACGCCUCGACGGAAAGGAGCCCGGGUCACACAGCACCGAGAGCGAAGACGAAACCGAACGAGUAGAACGAACGUCAUCGCCCGAAGUCACGAGAACGAGCGUCGAACCUCAAACGGCCGCCCCCAAACGAGGAGAAUCGCCAGCUUCCAAUGUCAUGUCGAUCCCAGAGCCGAUUCCUGAGGAGCCCAUGGCUAUUGUUGUACCAUCGCAGGACACCUUUACCUUUCAGUCAUCCCACCCCUAUCCCAACAUCGCCACGCUAGACCUUUCGGAUUCGCGGGCUCGGGAUGGGUCAUCACAUCCUCCCGGACGAAGCUCGAAGUCGAGGCUUGGCGGACACAGCUCGAAAUCAGGCCCUCGGGGAGGUGGACAUUUGGGCAAGGGGGCCGGGACAAAACGCCGAUGGGAUUUUGACGACUUUUUCGGUGGAUGUCUCGGCGGAAAGGAUCCGUUUGGCAAUGGAGGGAAGCGAAGUAGGCAUGCUUGA